Molecule: messenger RNA, 516 nt
Organism: Chironomus riparius
Lineage: Eukaryota; Metazoa; Arthropoda; Insecta; Diptera; Chironomidae
Source: the annotation of a GenBank genome assembly
AUGCAAUAUCUUAAGAAAUUAGCAAACAUUUUCAAAAUUAAUGUUGUCGUUUUAAUUCAAUCAAAUAAGCAAAGCACAAAUGCUAGCAGUUUGAGUGCAAAAAGCAAUUUGUAUUACUAUCAUGAUCAGCAUUCAUUACACAAUGAAGCACUGCAAUCAGAACACGAACAAUAUACAACUGCUUGCACUGCACAACACACGAACACCGCUAAUAAAUCACCACAAAACAGCUUUCAGCACACGACAUUUCACAAUCUUAAAAAAUCUAAUCAUAAUUCUGCUGCAAACACAUUAUCGACGUUAAAUCCAAGUGAAUUUGAGGCAAAAGCCAAUAAAAAUUUUGCUAAAAAAUACGGAAAUUCAAAGUCUAUAAAGAGUUUGCAACCUAAUAAAUUUUAUGGUGAAGAUAAUGAUGACGAUAAUGAAUAUUGUGAUAAUGAUGUAUUGACAUCGCAUUAUUAUCUUCAAAAAAAUAGGUCGAAUGAGGAAAGAAAGGCUAAAAAGUCAAAAAGAUAG